AAUGUUGGGCACAUGCAUUCACAAAGCGCAAAUUUUUAGCAAAUACACAUUCGUCACAACGUAUCAAAAGUAUAAAUCGUGUUAUAAAGUUAGAAGCAAACUCAGAAAAUUCUUUAUGUCAACUUCAGGCUGGAAUAGAUUUGCGACUUAAAGAUGAGAUUAAGUAUGCAAAGUUGCAAGAAUUUAGAAACAUGAACCCCACCACUAGACUUCUGCAUGUUUCUAAUACAAUUUUUAAGGAAAUUGAUAAUAUGUGUAUAAAAUAUCUUAUACUAAAUUCGUUAGCUUUACAACAGAAACAAAUGUUAGAAAGCUUUCUAUAUAGGUCUUUACUACGUGAUAAUGAGCUUAAUGUUAAUACUAGUCAGCAAUUAGAUCAUAAAGUGGGUGAUCAGGAAUUAUCUAUCCAGCUAGUACAAAGUAAAAGUAAAUCACUCCCAACUAUAACAUUUGAAGUAUUAGAAAGGAUUCGCAGACAAGAAGUUAAUAGUAAAAUUGCUAUAAAAUUAGAUUCAAAAAAAGUUUCUUAUAGUCAUGGUCUAGAAAUUUGUAAAAAAGCAUUAAAUAUCACGAUUAUGAAUGGUACAAAUAAGGUUUUAGAGGACCUUCUGCAAUGUUUUAUUGACGAACAAGUUUCAGCACAAAGUAGUGACAUUGCUUCAAAUUUAUCUGAACAAGGCAUAG
This is a messenger RNA of Scutellospora calospora, 684 nucleotides long. NCBI's taxonomy places the organism in Eukaryota, Fungi, Glomeromycota, Glomeromycetes, Diversisporales, Gigasporaceae. The record is from the annotation of a GenBank genome assembly.